AUGGCUUUAUCGACAUUGUCUGCAUUGGAAGGAGAUGUUGUCGACAUAUCGGCUAUCAUCGACGAUAUCGACGAGGAGCUUGAGGAUACCCACGACCCGCUACUCGAUACACUUCGCGUUAGCGACCUACAGCCCGUUUGCACAGCGGCCACUUCUUUGCAUGGCUGUUCCUCUUUGCGAGCGAAGUUACUUGCCGUGGAAAAGGGAGAUGUGGACCUGCUGAAGAGGCUUCUCGAGAUAAACAACUCUAUCGACGAAAGUCUCGUUGAGGCUGCGUGCAUUUCUAAGGACCAGGCUUGUAUUGUCGCUCUUCUAGACUCUGGACUGCCGAUCAACCAACCUCUGAACCCUGAUCAAUAUAUCCUUUGGACUGCUGCGAACGACGUUACCUUCGCACGAUUUCUAGUUGGUGUUGGGGCAGAUGUCAACUGCAGGACCAGAUAUGACAUGACGGCUCUCUCAGCGGCGAUAGCUUACGGGAGCAUAAACGUUGUGCGCUUCUUAAUAUCUCAAGGACCACAACAUGCAGGCAACUAUAACAAUCCAGGGAUGCGAGACGAAGCCCUCCCCCGAAAUCCGAGUACGAGGAAUCUGGCUAGACCCGAAGCUAAGCUGGAACCCACAGAUCAAGAAGGCCCAGAACAGGGCACAAGUAAACGAGGCAUCAAUAACACGUCUUACUAA
This is a messenger RNA of Fulvia fulva, 684 nucleotides long. RefSeq lists its product as uncharacterized. Lineage: Eukaryota; Fungi; Ascomycota; Dothideomycetes; Mycosphaerellales; Mycosphaerellaceae. Bases 1 to 684 code for a protein of 227 amino acids. Gene Ontology annotation, molecular function: protein binding. The transcript is spliced from 2 exons. The record is from RefSeq and is a predicted model, not a curated record.